GAAUGAAAUGUAAUAUGGCGACGAUGCCAUGAGAGCAGCCCUAUAUGUAUGUUGCCUGUACUACAUUACCGUGGCGACGUAAUGACCAAGAAAUCGUAGGUGGCGAUACUGUCUAAUUGGUCGCAGUGAUGAUAGAUCCGUAGGUCGAGUCGAAGUGAAUUAGUAAGCGUAAUACGUAAUAUCUGCUGUGGAAAACGUUCCAUCAUCCAAAUUAAGUUUGGUGAACAAUGGAUCAGUACCCGCAUGCUGAACCACUAGAGAUCCCAGAAGAGGCUCUUAAACUAACAUUAGAGAAUGAAGAACCAGCAGGAUUAGGACAAAGCAUAUAUAAAACAAUGCAAAGAUCACCAUUUCUUAUAGCUGGUAUACUAGGUUUUGGUGCAGUAUGUGGCAUAGGUGCCUACAAGUGGAAGACUAGAACUAUUAAACCUUCCUUGUUCUUCAUACAAUUAAGAGUUGCAGCUCAAUCUACUGCAUUAGGAUUUAUAACUCUAGGAAUGGUGUAUCAGAUGUAUAAAGAUUAUGCUAGUAAACAGAAACCUACCUGAUGAUAUUUGUCAUUACUUAUUAGUGAACAAAAGUAAGAUAUUAUAAUAUUGAAAAUGAACAAAUUAUGAUUAAUUUAGAUUUUUACAGUAGAAACUAUAAGCAUUGUACAGGAAUAUAAAAUCUGUAAUUUUUGUGAUCUAUGUCAAGUAACUCUAUAAGAAAAACACCAUCAAUAGUAUUUGAUUUUAUGCAAUAAUAUUUUAAUAUUCUCUCAAA
This is a messenger RNA of Osmia lignaria (orchard mason bee), 765 nucleotides long. RefSeq names its product HIG1 domain family member 1A, mitochondrial-like. NCBI's taxonomy places the organism in Eukaryota, Metazoa, Arthropoda, Insecta, Hymenoptera, Megachilidae. Gene Ontology annotation, cellular component: mitochondrion. The record is from RefSeq and is a predicted model, not a curated record. Gene Ontology annotation, biological process: mitochondrial respirasome assembly.